AUGCAGGCCUCCCUACCAUCAGAAUGGAAACUGUCCAACAUCAUCCCUCUUCAUAAUAAAGGAAUCAAGAAUUUUGUUGAGAAGUACAGACCAAUUUCUCUCAUGUGCGUUAUUGUGAAAGUUUUAGAACGUUGUGUUUACAACCGUCUGAUUGGUCAUAUAGAGAACAUGAUAUCCGUUGCACAGCAUGGUUUUCUGAAAGGAAAGUCUUCCACAGGUCAGCUCAUUUCCGUUCUUCACCGCAUCAGUCAAAACCUGGAUUCAGGGAAAAAAACAGAUAUCUUGUAUUUCGAUGUUGCUAAAGCGUUUGGCGCGGUGAAUCAUAACCUUCUUUUAAAGAAACUCCAACGAUUUGGACUUACGGACAAUAUUUUAACGUGGUUUAAAAGUUAUUUAUCCGGACGACAACAGCGUGUACUAGUCAAUGGUGAGAUUUCAGAGACACGUUCAGUUUCCUCCGGCGUUCCGCAAGGAUCAAUACUCGGACCACUCCUGUUUCUCAUGUACAUAAAUGACCUUUCCAAAUCAAUAACCUCACCUGCUGUUGACGUUUCCCUGUUUGCCGACGACACAAAAUGCAUCUCAGUUGUUGAAUCACCAGUUGACGCCUGUGUCCUUCAAGCUGAAGCGAGAAACGUGGAGAAAUGGUCUGAGUUUUGGAGGCUCAAAUUCAACGCCGAAAAAUGCAAAGUUCUGAGCAUUACGAGAAAACGUCAUCCUCUUGUUGCUGAAUACAUUGUCAACGGUAAAACUUUGCAGCAUGUUUCCUCUCAGAAAGACCUCGGUGUGAGAGUUUGUUCAGAUCACAGAUGUAGCACUCAUAUUUACGGGCAAGUUACGAAAGCCAACCGCCUGCUUG
Molecule: messenger RNA, 859 nt
Organism: Paramuricea clavata
Lineage: Eukaryota; Metazoa; Cnidaria; Anthozoa; Malacalcyonacea; Plexauridae
Source: the annotation of a GenBank genome assembly